This is a messenger RNA of Vitis vinifera (wine grape), 3838 nucleotides long. RefSeq lists its product as uncharacterized. Gene Ontology annotation, cellular component: cytoplasm. The record is from RefSeq and is a predicted model, not a curated record. Gene Ontology annotation, molecular function: protein binding. The coding region runs from base 197 to 3580 and encodes 1127 amino acids. Lineage: Eukaryota; Viridiplantae; Streptophyta; Magnoliopsida; Vitales; Vitaceae. The transcript is spliced from 11 exons.
AUUUCAUUUUAAUUUCGUGUUUUUCACAGAACAAACCCCUCUUCCCCUAAGUCUUAACCAAUGAUUAAGCCAACUGUACAUCUACACGCCAUGCCUCUUCCCAGUACUUUCUCUCUCUAGAAACCCUAGCCUUGAGCAUGAAUUAUUGGAAUGGUUGAAUUCGUUGUUUUCGUUUCCUGGCAAAAUUUCGGAAAAUAUGGCGAUCGUGACGGGAGAUAGGUACCUGGAAUCGCUGGUGAAGUUCGUGGAGAAGCAGGCGGGGCCGUUGAUCGAAGGGAGUGUGGUGCUGAAACUCAACCCCGUGGGCCUUCACUAUGUGCAGUCGAGGCUCGAGGCGCUUCAUGAGUUGGAGAGUCUUCUCGCCGGUGCCCCGGUUGAUUAUCUCCGGGCCUACAUCUCCGACCUAGGCGACCACCGAGCGCUCGAGCAGCUUCGGCGGAUUCUGCGCCUGCUGACCUCGCUGAAGGUCGUGUCAGUGCUUCCGCCGUCGGUGAGGGAUCCGACGAGGCUGUCGUUGUUGCCGUUUGGGCGGUUGAGGGUUUUGGAGCUCCGCGGGUGCGAUCUAUCCACUUCUGCUGCUAGGGGGCUUCUUGAAUUGAGGCACACGUUGGAGAAGAUCAUUUGCCAUAAUUCUACUGAUGCUCUUCGGCAUUUGUUUGCAAGUAGAAUUGUGGCAAUAAAGGACUCACCACAGUGGAAACGAUUGUCAUUUGUUUCAUGUGCUUGUAAUGGCUUGCUUCUCAUGGAUGAGUCUUUGCAACUUCUUCCUGCUGUUGAAACUCUUGAUCUAAGCAGAAACAAGUUUUCAAAGGUUGAUAAUCUACGGAAGUGUACAAAAUUGAAGCACCUGGAUCUUGGGUUCAAUCACCUGAGAACAAUAUCAUCAUUUAGUGAGGUCUCUUGUCAUAUUGUUAAACUUGUUAUGAGGAACAAUGCUCUAACUACGUUGCGUGGGAUUGAGAAUUUGAAGUCACUUGAAGACCUUGAUCUUUCCUACAAUGUUAUUUCCAAUUUUUCAGAGAUUGAGAUCCUUGCUGGCCUUCCAUCUCUACGGCGCUUGUGGUUAGAAGGAAAUCCAAUAUGUUGUGCCAGAUGGUAUCGAGCACAAGUAUUCAGUUUUUUUGCUCAUCCAGAUAAAGUGAAAUUAGAUGAAAUGGAAAUCAGCACAAGAGAGUUUUGGAAGAGGCAAAUUAUUAUUGCCAGUAGGCAGAAACGGCCUGCUAGCUUUGGAUUCUAUUAUCCUGCGAGAGAGGAUGCUGGAGAAGGGGGUAUAAGCACAAAAAGGAAAAAGCUAUCUCGACUUGCUUGUAUUGAGACUGAGGGGAGCAUGUAUAUAUGCUCUGACCAAGAUUCAGUGUCAUGUGAUAAUGAGGUCAGAAGUAAAGAGGAUAAUGCCAUUUCUGAUGAUGAAGCCGAAAUAGUUGAUUUGAUGAAAAGAGUUGAGCUCAUGAAGAAGGAGCGUUCCGUUCUUUGGUUGCGGGAGUUUAAGGAGUGGAUGGAUCUGGCUUCUGACAGUUUUGCAGAAGGCAAUAAAUAUGGGUCUGUCUUGGAUUCUGGUACAGAAAAUUAUAUGAGAAAGAAGGCUGGUCAAAGGCAUCUUGGUGAAAGCUCAAGAUAUGUCUCAGACUCUGUUCAAGCUUCAGGGGAUGAAAGUGGCACGGACAUAUUGGAAUCUAAUAACUCCUUUGCAGAUAUCUCCAUAGGUUUGGUUCCUCAAUACGUUGAUCGUAGUGGUGAAUCAGGUUCUAUGUUUGCAUUGAGGGACACUGGUGUGGAUGCUAUACAGGAUCAGUCAAAAUCUUAUUCACAUGAAGGGAUUAAUUGUGUGCCUGUGAAAGCUAAAGACUCACAUCUUAAUGCCCUUACCGCUCAAGGUAGUAAUAGGAUGGUUCCAGAUGUCAGUGUCACACCAUUGACUGUGAUUGAUGAUAUCGUGGAGUCUCAUUUGUCCUCUGAUUGCCCUGGAUCACCUCCGCAUUAUCAAGAGGACCUUCUGCAUCGCCGCCACAUCUUAGUUGAAGAUAUUUUGCAGCUAUCUGCUGAAUCCUAUUCAGUGGCAUCAUCUGAUAGCAAUACAAGUGACAGCAAUGAUCUCUGUGAAGUUGAAUCAUCCGUAUCUGAAGUUGAGCAAUCAGUAAAUGAAGAAAUUUCCAAUAGGAGUGUGGGGCACUCGUUGACCACUUUUUUUGGUAACAUUUAUUAUGAACAAAGACACCAAAUUCCACUGGUAAGAGAAAAUGGGAGAUAUUUAUUAGAUUCACAUGCUGGACAAGCCUCUGCCACUCUGAAACUUUUAAAACCGGAGCAAUCUCUGCAAUUGUGCAGUAAUGAUUUUUGUGCUGGUGCUCAUGAUGGUGAAAUUGCUAGUCUUUCAAACGAAGAAGCUGAUUGGUUGGACAAGAAAAAGUGCAAAAGGAAGCCAAGAAAAAUUGUUUCAGUAUCACAGAAUAAUAUGGUUGGGAGGGCAGAAGACUCACAAACAUUAGUUGGCAAUCCAGAUUUUUGUGGAGGUGAUAUGGAAGAUGAACAAGGAGAACAGAUUUUUGGUUGGAAUUUUUGGGACGGAUUUGUUGAUGGGGAACAGACUUGUGCAAGUGCAACUAUAACCCCACUUAUUGAUGAUGCUGGUAGAAUCCUUUCGGGAUUGAGAGGGCCAACUACUGGGGCUGAUGAUUUCAUUAAGAACUAUUUCAAUUUAAACAUUGCGGAUUCAAGUGUUAAUGAAACUUGUAAGCAGUAUAUGCGGUCUAGUUGUUUUCUUGAGCUGGAAUCCAGGUACACAGAAAGAGAAGUGGCUAUACUACUGAGCAGUGAACACAAGUUGUAUGUACUACUCGUUGAUGUCACGUUUGAUGGGUCAGGAACCAUCUUAAAACUUUUGGGUUGCCACAGGCUUGAAGAUGUUAGAGAGGUUUUGGUUGGUGUAGGACUUCAGGUUGUGAGGGUGUAUAUUGAGAGGGAUGCAGCAUAUAUGUUUCUAACAAGGAGUAUGGAGAAAUCAAGGCAAUUACUGUGUACCUUGCAAGUUGUUGAUUCAAAUGAAACAUGCAGCAAAUGUUCUUUGAGGAGUUUGGAGCAGGUUCAGGUGGAAUUGUUUGAGAAACAUAUAUGUGGAGGUUCAAAAAUAAGCAUAUUCCAAUAUUCUUUGGUGCUUUUCUGGCGCAAUAAUAUUGAAGAUGAAUUAUGGCUUUCAAGGUCACUAUUUGUAAUUGGAGGACAUUUGCUUGUGUGCAUUGAAGACUUCAUGCAAUUUAGCGCUCUUUCAAUAGAUGCAUCUUCAUCAACAUAUUUCUCCCUUGAUUCAUGCUGCUCCAUCACUGAUGUAUCUGAAAUGGUGAUUGAGGCGAGGGAGAGUCAGUGUGUUACCUUGGCUCUUGUACGAGCCACGUCAGAGUUGUGCCCAUCAACCAACACAGACAAGGAGCAGGUGGGACUUGAUAAAGAAAAGACAGCUUCGGGGUCUCUGACAUGGAAGCUCAAGUGGUUCUCAGAAGAGAGUCUAUUCAAGUUUGUGGCACUCUUUAAGGCAAUCCAUGCAGGAGCCACCAUGUCCCCUUUACCAGUAAGAUGUAUAUCAUAAAACUCUUAAUUCAUUUAGUCCUUUUUUAAUAUCUUUUUGGGUGGGGGGUGGUGGGGUUGGUUUCAUAUUCAUUUCAUUCUUUGAUUUGGGUGUUUCCCUUUAUUUUUUUGAGUUCAUGUAGUGUGGUGAGCAAAAGUAGCUUUUUUUUGGGGUAUUCUUUAAUGAUUUGUGUCUUGUUUUAGGCCUGUAAAUGAAACAAAUUGUACAGAAUAGAACAGUGAACAAAAUCGCAUUGAUUCAUUCCCUUUUCACUAAAAA